UGGGCGUAAUCAGUCCUGGGUAAUCGACAAUCGAGACGUGUGGUACUGAAGACCACAUCAUAAACUUAAAACUUCUUCAAAGACUUUUUCUCAUCAGAGUACAUAAAGAUUUAGUUUAUAAAGGUUUUAUACAGAGUCGCCUCAGACUGAACCAGAAUGUGAAACUUUAACAACUUGAAGUCAAGUUUUGCCUCGCUUGAGAAAAGAUUUACCAGAGACAUGAGCGUCAGAUUUGAGGAGCUCUGGGUGUAGGAGGUGAUCACUGGAGAAGGGAUGGCAGCGCAGUUUACCAUCGACGAUGCCUUUGUGUUGGAAGGAGAUGAGGAGGGAGCUGUGUCUGAUGGAGAGACAGAAGGGUGGAAGGGCAGAGACAAGGACAGAGAUGGAGAGAUGACAUUCGGCCCUCUUUCUUUCUCCAAACCUCAAACUCACCCUAUACCUGCUGCCACAGGCUCACCUGAGCACAGUAACCUUAAGUAUCAGAAUCUGGAAAAUGAAGACGGCAUGGGUAACAAUGGCAAUUCCUCAUUCAAUAACUUCUUCAAAAUCAGUGACCCUGCAACACUGUCUUACUGCAGCUCCCAGUGGUCCUUCAGCACCUUGAGUUCUGUCACACAGCUCUCUGCACACUGCUGUGGGUGGGUGUCCCAUCCACUUGUGAAGAAAAACAGAAGAGUUGUUCUUGCUUCAUUCCUCCUCCUCAUCACUGGGGUUGCUCUUAUUUUCACUGGCAUCAUCAUACAGCUGAAUCCAAAUGCAGGUGUUUCAAGUGCUAUUUUCUUCGUCCCUGGAUUUCUUCUUUUCAUCCCUGGAGUGUAUCAUGUGAUCUACAUCAGCUGUGCUGUCCGUGGUAGAAGAGGCUUCAAAUUGUUCUACCUACCAUAUUUUGAAAAAUAACAUUUCAUGAGACACUACAUUUCCACUACACUUCUGUUUGCUAUAAUAAAAUGAAAUGUGUUUUAUUACAACUUUGUUGGUUUUUUUUUGUUUUUGUUUGUUUUGUUUUUUUUGUCAUUGUAAGGACCACUGCUACUGGAACCACUCAAUGCCCUGACUACGUUUUCACUAGAUGAACUGUCAUAGCUGUAUGUGUACACUUAAAAGAUUAAUGGUCUUGCCUGUGGUUUUCUUUUAUGUUAAUGAAAUCUGUGAAAUUCCAAUAAAAAAAAUGUUUGUAUAUUUUAA
Melanotaenia boesemani (Boeseman's rainbowfish) is the source of this 1185-nucleotide messenger RNA. It is a transcript of the gene tmem134, whose product is annotated as transmembrane protein 134. Lineage: Eukaryota; Metazoa; Chordata; Actinopteri; Atheriniformes; Melanotaeniidae. The transcript is spliced from 8 exons. The record is from RefSeq and is a predicted model, not a curated record. The coding region runs from base 274 to 897 and encodes 207 amino acids.